This is a messenger RNA of Triplophysa dalaica, 3481 nucleotides long. RefSeq names its product ATP-binding cassette sub-family D member 2 (gene abcd2). Lineage: Eukaryota; Metazoa; Chordata; Actinopteri; Cypriniformes; Nemacheilidae. Gene Ontology annotation, biological process: long-chain fatty acid import into peroxisome; peroxisome organization; very long-chain fatty acid catabolic process. The transcript is spliced from 10 exons. The record is from RefSeq and is a predicted model, not a curated record. Gene Ontology annotation, cellular component: peroxisomal membrane. Bases 182 to 2413 code for a protein of 743 amino acids. Gene Ontology annotation, molecular function: ATP binding; ATP hydrolysis activity; ABC-type transporter activity.
CCUUUGAGGAAACCCGGACGGUCACGGAAACGUUGCUAGCGAGCGGUGCUGUUUCAAUAUCACAAUACCAUGAAGUUAUCUGUUUAUAUCACCUUUUUGAUGCAUUGAAUAACCUUAUGGAACUAGUUCGGAAUAGACUAAAGAUUCGAAAACAUUUAUUUUUCUAACACCAGGACAAAAAAUGAGCAACAUCCUCCAUGCGACAUCUAAAGUAAGAUGGAAUCAGAGCACUGCGGCGAAACGAGCGGUGUUUCUAGCGGCCGCUGCAUACGGGGCGAAAACGCUUUACCCCAUCAUCUGCAGACAGAUAAAUCAUCGCAAAACCCAAAAGAACAACCCACCUGCAGCUCGGCAAGAAAAUGGAUUGAUAUCAUUAACACAUAAAUCCGAACCGGAGAAGAUUUCGGGUCUUAAUAAAUCGCCCGGCGUCAAUGCGGAAUUCUUCAAGCAGGUUCUUGAGCUGGUUAAAAUCGUUUUUCCGAGGUUCUUAACUAAGGAACUGUUUUUGCUUAGUUUGCAUUCAGUGGCUCUGGUUUCAAGGACCUUUCUGUCUAUUUACGUGGCUGGUUUGGAUGGUAAAAUAGUGAAAACGAUCGUAGAGAAGCAACCGCGGAGCUUCGUGAUCAAACUGAUGAAAUGGCUUCUGAUCGCCAUCCCGGCUACAUUUGUGAACAGCGCAAUCCGUUAUCUGGAGUGCAAGCUCGCACUGGCUUUCCGCACGCGUCUUGUCAAUCACGCAUACAAAACAUAUUUUACCGACCAGACCUAUUAUAAGGUCAGUAAUAUGGACGGGAGACUGGCGAACCCCGACCAGUCACUCACCGAAGAUGUGAUGAUGUUCUCACAGUCCAUUGCGCAUCUGUACUCAAACCUCACUAAACCGAUCUUAGAUGUGAUUCUCACUUCAUAUACAUUAAUACAGACUGCGAGAUCUCGCGGGGCGAACGCGACCGGACCGACCCUCCUGGCCGGUCUUGUCGUGUUCGCAACGGCGAAGGUUCUGCGUGCCUGCUCGCCGAAGUUCGGCAAGCUGGUGGCGGAGGAGGCUCACAGGAAGGGAUACUUGCGAUAUGUGCACUCCAGGAUCAUAGCCAAUGCAGAAGAGAUAGCCUUUUAUAGGGGACAUAAGGUGGAGAUGAGGCAGCUACAGAAAUGUUAUAGCGCCCUGGCAGAGCAGAUGAAUCUCAUCCUUUCCAAACGUCUGUGGUACAUCAUGAUCGAACAAUUCCUAAUGAAGUACGUCUGGAGUGGAAGUGGUCUGGUUAUGGUCGCUGUGCCCAUUAUCACCGCCACUGGCUUUGCUGACAACGAGCUGGCCGAUGGUCAGACACAAGUGUUGGUGAGCGAGAGAACAGAGGCCUUCACAACUGCACGCAAUCUGCUGGCUUCAGGAGCCGAUGCCAUUGAAAGGAUUAUGUGUUCUUAUAAAGAGGUCACAGAGUUGGCUGGUUACACAGCACGGGUACACAACCUGUUCCUGGUGUUCGAUGAAGUCCAGAGGGGAAUAUACAAACGUUCAUCUGCUGCCACCACUGCAGGGGAGAUCAUAAGCGGGAACCAACCUGAUAUUCACAUUGAUGAUCCUUUGGAGAUCAAAGGCAAAGUAAUAGAUGUGGAUAAAGGUAUUGUUUGUGAAAAUGUGCCUAUAAUCACUCCGAAUGGGGAUGUGGUUGUAUCCAGUCUAAACUUCAAGGUAGAGGAAGGGAUGCAUUUGCUAAUCACAGGGCCAAAUGGAUGUGGGAAAAGCUCUCUUUUCCGGAUCCUCAGCGGCCUUUGGCCCGUGUAUGGGGGCCUUCUUCACAAACCUUCACCUGAACACAUGUUCUACAUCCCACAGAGGCCAUAUAUGUCCAUCGGAACGUUACGGGACCAGGUCAUCUACCCUGACUCUCUGGACGACAUGCAUGAAAAGGGUUACAGAGACAAAGACCUGGAAGUUAUUUUGGACAUUGUCAAUCUAAACCAGAUUGUUACUCGGGAGGGAGGCUGGUAUGCUGAGCUAGACUGGAAAGAUGUACUUUCUGGAGGAGAGAAGCAGCGUAUGGGCAUGGCACGCAUGUUUUACCACAAGCCCAAGUAUGCACUGCUAGAUGAGUGCACCAGUGCUGUCAGCAUUGAUGUAGAGGGUAAAAUAUUUCAAGCUGCAAAGGAUGCUGGGAUCUCUCUGCUGUCCAUUACUCAUAGACCCUCCCUAUGGAAGUAUCACACGCACCUGCUUCAGUUUGAUGGAGAGGGUGGCUGGAGAUUCGAGGAGCUGGAUACAGCCAAGCGGCUCACUCUGACAGAGGAGAAACAGCGCUUAGAGUCUCAGCUCGCCGGCAUCCCAAAGAUGCAGCUCAGACUAAAUGAACUGUGUAAGAUCUUGGGUGAGGAUUCGGUCCUAAAGACAACAGAACAAAAGGAUGGGGAGUGAGAAAUGUUCUUGAUUUUCAGGAAUGCACAAGUUUCUAUACUUAGGUUUAAACAUUGAUUUUAACAUUUGGGAUGUAUACAUUUUCCUCUAUAAUGAACUUUAAUUGUAAAAACUUCUAAAAUCGAACUUAAUUUUGCUCUUGUUGUUUUACUUAUUUUGUUUUGCUUAGUUUUAGCACUUUAUCCAAGCUUAUUUUAACCAGGAAUUCAACUGUAAAAAUAGUUUUCAUGUUUAUGUUGACAAAGAGAAAGACUCAAAUGAUGCAUUUUUCUUGCUUCGGUUAGGUACUUUCAAGUAUUACAACUCUAAAGUUAUUUUGCUGUGUUUCCUCAUAUUGUUUAUUGUAAUUAUGUCUAGUUUUUUAUAAAUACCCUGAACAACUUACCUAGGGUAAAACCAAUAUGACAAUAUUUUUAUACACAUACAAUCCACAGAACAAUCGUUUACACAAUCGGCUACCAAAUGAGACAAAGGUCAUUGUUUCUUCUUUUCUGAACAAAAACUGAAUGUUCUAUAUUUGUUUCUUUGUUCUUUUGUCUCAUGUCAGGUUGUAUAAUUUGGUUGUUUGGCAAUGAAUUUGCACAUAUUUGUCUUUUUCAGACUGAUAUACUGUGAAAUUUGUCUAACAUAGCUGUGAUAUGGUUGCGUUCAGUUCAUCGUAUUUUUAGCUUCUUAAUUUGAAUGCUUAGGUCAAACAUUUGUAGUGUUUAUUUUUUACCAGCAAAGAUUAAAAAUCGUACUUGUGUUCGGCAAGCUGUGAUGACCAGCAAAACACUGCAUCUUUUCUUUACGGGCAGAUAAAAUAAUAACUACAAUAUGCAGGAUAGCACCAACAUCACUAAAUACCUUCAGACUACAUACAUUUUAGCCAAUUGUUAUGGUGAUCAUACCAGAAACAAUUUGUUAUAAUCAACUAUUACCUUUAAAAAUUAUAAUACAUGGAAGAUGUUGAUCUCUGGGUAUAAGAUCUUUCAUUUGGGAGUAUGUUUUAGUUAAGAUAAACCCAAGGAGUAAUUGUACUACCUAAUGUACAAAAUGCAACAUUAAAUAAACAGUGAAAAAAAUCUA